Molecule: messenger RNA, 1257 nt
Organism: Lactuca sativa (garden lettuce)
Lineage: Eukaryota; Viridiplantae; Streptophyta; Magnoliopsida; Asterales; Asteraceae
Product: Aldolase-type TIM barrel family protein
Biological process (GO): tRNA dihydrouridine synthesis
Cellular component (GO): cytoplasm
Molecular function (GO): flavin adenine dinucleotide binding; tRNA dihydrouridine synthase activity
Source: RefSeq, a predicted model, not a curated record
GCGGCCCAUGAAAUCUGUCAGCAGUUUUGACCCGGCGGACUCUGAUCAGAAUCUGUCUUUGACUUCCGACCAAUCGAGUGGCGACGGUGCGAUUCUACGAAGAAGAUGGAGUACAGGAAUAAACUUGUUCUUGCUCCAAUGGUUCGAGUUGGGACAUUACCAUUCAGAUUACUGGCAGCUCAAUAUGGUGCAGACAUUACAUAUGGAGAGGAGAUUAUUGAUCAUAAACUCCUCAAAUGUGAACGCUGCAUAAAUGAUGUUAUUGGUAGCACUGAUAUAGUGGAGAAGGGUACAAAGAAUGUUGUUUUUAGAACCUGUGAGCAAGAAAGGAAUCAGGUGGUAUUUCAAAUGGGCACUUCAGAUGCAGUUAGGGCUUUAAAGGCUGCAGAGUUAGUGUGUAAAGAUGUUGCAGCUAUAGAUGUGAACAUGGGUUGCCCUAAGGCAUUCUCUAUUAGUGGAGGAAUGGGAGCUGCUUUAUUGACUAAACCAGAUCUCAUUCAUGAUAUUUUGACAAUGUUAAAGAGGAAUUUAUGCAUACCAGUAACAUGCAAAAUUCGCCUACUGAAUUCAACUCAAGAUACUGUAGAAUUGGCCAGAAGAAUUGAAAAAACUGGGGUUUCUGCUGUUGCUGUUCAUGGAAGAAAAGUUUCAGACAGACCAAGAGAUCCUGCAAACUGGAGUGAAAUUGCACAUGUUGUAGAUGCUCUUUCUAUUCCAGUCAUUGCAAAUGGCGAUGUAUUCCAAUAUCAAGAUUUUCACAACAUCCGAGCUGUUACAGGUGCUUCGUCUGUGAUGGUUGCUAGAGGUGCACUUUGGAAUGCUUCAAUUUUUAGUCCUCAAGAAACACCAUUUGAAGACGUGAAAAGAGAGUAUGUAAGGAAGAGCAUUUUAUGGGAUCAUGAUAUCAAAAGCACAAAGUUCACACUGAAAGAGAUGAUAAUGCAUUAUACUUCAUUGGAGCUUCCGGAAGGAAAAGCCGUGACAAAAUCAGAAAGUUUGGUUGAUAUCGCGCGGAUUUAUGGGGAAGAAAAGUAUUAUGAAUCUAUCAACACAAAGCGAAAUGGAGUUACUUUUGGUUCACUUAAUUCAAGAGAAUAUAGUUAGGGUGAGGUUCUUUAAGUAAAAUAUCUUAUAUUAACAUUCUUUAUUUGUAACCCAAAAUUUGCAUAUGCUAACAAGAUUCCAUUUGUGAAUUGUGAGGUUAUUUUGGUAUGAUACAGAAUUUGCAUAAAUUAAUUAAUGUGGUUUUAGGUUUUA